Miscanthus lutarioriparius is the source of this 3177-nucleotide messenger RNA. The record is from the annotation of a GenBank genome assembly. Lineage: Eukaryota; Viridiplantae; Streptophyta; Magnoliopsida; Poales; Poaceae.
AUGACGCCCGCGGAGACCUCGCCGCCGGCGCCACCUCCCCGUGCUACUCACCCUGUCUCAACCCCGCUCCUCCUACAAGACCCCACAAUCCAGGCCACGCCCUCUUGGAGGGAGCAGCUCACGCUCCGUGGCAUCGCCGUGGCGGCGGCGCUGGGCGCGCUGCUCUGCGUGGUAAUCCACCGCCUCAACCUCACCGUCGGGGUCAUACCGGCGCUGAACGUCGCCUCGGGCCUCCUCGCCUUCUUCCUCGCGGCGGCGUGGCGUGCUGCCGCCGGGAGGCUAGGGUUUGGCCGCGGGCCGCCCUUCACGAGGCAGGAGAACACCGUCAUCCAGACGUGCGCCAUAGCAUGCGCCGGCCUCGCGUUUAGCGGGUGUUCCGCCUCCUACAUCUUUGCUAUGGACAGGAAGACUUAUGAGCUCGUGGGACCAGACUAUCCCGGUAAUCGAGCAGAAGAUGUUAGAGAUCCCUCACUCGGCUGGAUGAUAAGCUUCUUGUUCCUCAUUGCUCUCGUUGGGCCAUUUAGCAUUGUCUUGCUUCGGAAGGUAAUGGUGAUUGAUUACAAGCUUACAUUCCCUGGUGGGACAGCUACAGCUUUGAUGAUCAACAGCUUGCAUGGGAAAACGGAAGGCGAUCUUGCAGGGAAAAAGGUGCACUGCCUUGUAAAAUACAUGGGCAUUAGUUUUUUCUGGAGCUUCUUUAAGUGGUUCUUUAGUGGUGUUGGUGACUCUUGUGGUUUCGACAAUUUCCCUACAUUUGGGAUUGAAGCUUUUAAAAACACGUUUUAUUUCGACUUCAGUCCUAGUUAUGUUGGGUUUGGUCUUAUUUCCCCUCAUAUUGUGAACUGCUCAGUUUUCCUUGGGUCAGUCAUAUCCUGGGGCUUUCUUUGGCCAUUUAUCAGUGCACAAGCUGGUCAUUGGUACCCAGAUAACCUUGGUAACAGUGAUUUCAGAGGCCUGUAUGGUUAUAAGGUCUUCAUAGCCAUUUCUAUCAUACUUGGAGAUGGCCUAUACAACUUGGUUAAGAUAUUUGUUGUCAUUGCUAGGGAAUUCUGCAGUAUGCAAUCAAAAAAACGUGAUCUGCCUGUUCAAGCUCUGGAAGCGGAAGAUGAUGGGAGUUGUGAACAAUUAACAGAAGGGAAACUACAAACAGAGGUAUUCCUCAAAGAUAGUAUAUCUCCUUGGUUUGCUGCUUCUGGUUACAUUGUCCUGGCAGCAAUAUCCACCGCCACUGUGCCCACCAUAUUUCCCCAGCUCAAGUGGUACCUUGUCCUCUUGUGCUACUUCCUUGCUCCUGCUGUUGCAUUCUGCAACUCCUACGGAAUGGGCCUCACCAACCUGAACCUUGCCCCUACCUACGGCAAGAUUGGCCUUUUCGCAUUCGCCUCCCUUGUCGGCAGUGAUGGCGGCGGAGUCAUCGCCGGCUUUGCAGCCUGUGGCAUCAUAAUGUCCAUUGCCUGCUCCACAGCAGAUCUAAUGCAGGAUUUCAAGAGCGCGUACCUGACCCUCUCCUCACCACGGUCAAUGUUCAUUGCCCAGCUGAUCGGCAUCGCGCUUGGGUGCAUCAUAGCACCACUCACGCUGUGGCUCUUCUGGACAGCCUUCGACAUCGGCGACCCUGACGGAGAGUACAAAGCCCCCUUUGCCAUCAUGUUCCGGGAGAUGGCCAUCCUUGGUAUUGAGGGCUUCUCCGCGCUGCCAUUGCACUGCCUUGACAUCUGCUAUGCUGCCUUCUUCCUCGCCUUGGCCAUCAGUCUCCUCAAGGACGUGACACCCGCAAACAUGUCCAGGUUCAUCCCCAUACCGAUUGCUAUGGCUGCACCGUUCUACGUCGGCGCCUACUUUGGCGUGGACAUGUUCAUAGGCACAGUGAUCUUGUACGUCUGGCAGAAGCUGAACCGGGAGGAGGCUGAUGGUUACGCAGUGGCUGUGGCGUCCGGGCUGAUCUGUGGAGAUGGGAUCUGGAGCAUCCCUUCUGCUCUUCUGUCCAUCCUGGGAGUUGUUCCACCCAUCUGCAUGUCCUUCAAGCCUUCCUCUGCUCCCAGCGAACAGAUGCACAAGGCAGAAGGGUGCAGAGGCGAGCAGCAGCAGAAGGUGGGCAGCCAUGGAGAUGCUGAGCAUGCUGAGGGUGGGGUACACCUUCAUGGACUGGGCGGCGCGCAGGUCCCUUGUGCUCCUGGCCAUCUCCCCCCCGCCGUACUACAUCUACAAGCUCACCACACGUCGGCCUUCGCUGCUGCCGUGCCAGAGGACGUCGCAGGGAAGGUCGUGCUCAUCACCGGCGCCUCCUCCGGCAUCGGCAAGCAAAUAGCUUACCAGUACGCGAAGAAGGGAGCAAGACUGGCGCUAGGGGCGAGGAGGGAGGGAAGCCUGCAUGAUGUUGCGGCGAGAGCGAAGGAUGUUGGCUCGCCGGACGUUCUGGUUGUUGCCGGGGACGUUGCAAAUUCGGAGAAUUGCCUGAGGUUUGUGCAGGCCACAGUUGAACAUUUCGGCCGAUUGGAUCAUCUUGUGAAUAAUGCUGGUGUAGCAAAUGUCUGCUGGUUUGAGGAAGAACCAGAUGUUGCUGAUUUGAAGCAAGUCCUGGCCGUAAACUUCUGGGGCGCAGUUCAUCCGACCCACUGCGCACUUCCCCAUCUGAAGAAGAGUGGUGGGAAGAUCGUCUUCGCCAACUCCUCGGCUGCGGCGGUGCUGGCAAUGCCACGAAUAAGCUUCCACAAUGCCAGCAAGGCUGCCGUCCUCAACUUCUUCGAGACGCUGCGGAUGGAGCUGGGCGACGAGGUCGGCAUCACGAUCGCUACUCCCGGGUGGAUCGAGUCGGAGAUGACGAAAAGGAAGCACCUGUCGAAGGAAGGGACGGUGGAGGUUGAUCAAGACACGAGGGAUGCUCAGGUCGGCUUGUUCCCGGUGGUGCGCGCCACGCGGUGCGCCGAGGUCAUCGUGGACGCCAUCUGCCGCGGCCGGCGCCACCUCACCGUGCCGCUGUGGUACCGGGCGCUGUUCCUGUGGCGGACGCUGGCGCCCGAGGUGACGGACUUGAGCCAGACACUGUUCUACCGCCGGACCGCUGGCGGCCACGGUAACCAGGCGAAGGCCAAGCGGAAGCGGUUCCUGGAGUUCACCGGCGCCAAAGGGGUGCUCCAGCCGGCGUCGCUGCACAGCUCGGAUAUCAAACGGGAGUAG